AUGUCGCCACCUGGUCAGACGAGCUUUCAACAGCAGCAGCGGAUUUUAGGUGCGGGCGUAGCGACCAUAAAGAUGCACAAGCAUGGAUGUCAUUGCAAAAAGUCAGCUUGUCAGAAGAAGUACUGCGAAUGCUUUCAGGCGGGAGUGCGCUGUGGCGACAACUGCCGAUGCAUCGAGUGUAAGAACCAGAUAUCGUGCGUAGCGCAUGGAAACGGCGUUGCAAUAGCGGAAUCAGCAUUGGGCGGUGCCCCGACGCGCAUUGCAAACGAGCUCGACGAGACCUUUGUAUCGCCAGUUCUUCAGGGCGUUAGACAGCGGAUGCGCAUUGACCGCGAAACUUGGAGGGAGAACUUCUCGUCGCCAUUCAAGUCCUCUCCAAAACGAAAACGAGAUCGAACAGAGUGGUCGCAGUCGAAGCUGCUUGCAUCAAGAAAUGCUGGUGUGACUGGAGCCCGGGUGAGAGCAGUACCGUUCGCGUCCGAAUCUACGCCUCCAGUAAAGAGCCAAAGUGGUGCCAGGCAGUUUCGUGGAAUAUUGUCACCGAUUAGAGGACAAUGUGACGAACAGCGAGGUGGCAACAGUAAAGCCACCAACACUCUAAUGUCCCCAAAGGAGCGCGAGCUACAGCAACACCAUUGUGCUGACAGAAUCGACGACAAAACUGUCGGAAAAGCUGCGUUAUCAGCUGUAGUUCGAUCAUCAUCACCCGGAAUCGAACGAGUCUUUGUCCUGCCGCUAUUUGGAUCAAAACUUGUUCCGUUGGAGAACGGCGUGAGUGCAAAAAUCUUUUGCUUCCUCACAAACGCUGACCUGCAUAAUGCAAGCUUGGUGAAUCAUCUCUGGAAUCAAGUUGCUCUUGGUGACACCGUCUGGGACCACGCCAACUAUAUCUCAACGAAAGUAAAUGCUGCAGCCGGGCGAUGUUCACCAAAGAAAACAACUGGAGGCUCUGAUGAUGCUAGAAUCUAA
Molecule: messenger RNA, 969 nt
Organism: Peronospora belbahrii
Lineage: Eukaryota; Oomycota; Peronosporomycetes; Peronosporales; Peronosporaceae
Source: the annotation of a GenBank genome assembly